AUGACUGAACCUAUACCUAAUGUUACAAUACCGAUCGACCAUCAAUGUAACUAUGGAUAUGGUGAUUCUGGUUACUGUAAAUGUUUCUCUGGAUUUUCUGGAGAUAGAUGCCAAUAUCAGGUUGGACAACCAUACACCUUUGGAGAGCUCUAUGAACCAGUUUUAAGAUAUUAUUUCCCAAAUAGUAAUACUAUGAAUGCCAGACCAUUUCAGAUUCAAGAAGUAGAUGUAAAUAAUUCUAUUGUUCAAAGUUAUCCACUCGGAAACUAUAACAAUAAUUAUUACAACCAAUUCACAUUUUACUUGGGAAGUGCUGUUGUAAAUAUAACCUUUAUAGAACCAUUCACAGGUCAAGAAUAUCAAUUUGCAGGUCAGAAAAUUCCAGUAGAAUUUGGUACUGUAGUUAUUGAAAUCACUGUUUCCAACUGGACUUUUAUGAGCCCCUUAAAUACAUUACAAAUUCAAUACUCAACCGAUUAUCAAUAUUUCUAUUUUUAUUGUGGAGAGUACAGAUAUACAAAUGUUUUAAUUGACAAUUCAAUGAGACCAAAUAUAUAUUUCUUCACAGAAACUGGUAGUUUGUUUUCAGAAUAUAUCAACGUCACUGUUGUAGAUGAUAGAAUCAUGUCUUCUCAUAGCUUGACUGUCGAAAGCUCACAAUCAAGAUAUAUCAAUGUAAUUAGUGCUCCUUACUUUAUGAGUUCAUGGAAGACAGUUUCAGUUCACAAAGGAUAUUACUCAAUCAAUAGUUCAUGUCCAACUCAAACAACAACAUCUAGUUCAUGGAAUAUUACAACUGGAUCAUCAACAACAACAAGUUUCACAACUGGAUCUCCAACCACAAUCAGUUCAUGGAAUAGUACAACAGGAGCACCAUUCACUACCUAUGGAACAACAACAUUCAAUCCAACAACAACCACAACCACUUCACCAAGCAGUGGAGGUGUUACUACCCAUACCACAACUACCAGUGAUGAUUAUCUGACCACAACAAAUACAGUUACAGCCAGAGAGAAUUACGAUUCAUAUGUUGUGAUUAAUACAACAACUGUAUCGAGUGACAUUGCAACAUUGACCAACAACCGUUACUUCAACAAUCAAAUCUGGUGGAAUCUCGAAUAUCGUCACAACCACAACCUACACCGAAGGAACAUCGACCACCACCGACACUCAAACACAAAAGAAACGUCUUGGUUUGACCAUUUCACCAGAUAG
Heterostelium album PN500 is the source of this 1215-nucleotide messenger RNA. RefSeq lists its product as uncharacterized. The record is from RefSeq and is a predicted model, not a curated record. NCBI's taxonomy places the organism in Eukaryota, Evosea, Eumycetozoa, Acytosteliales, Acytosteliaceae. The transcript has a single exon. Bases 1 to 1215 code for a protein of 404 amino acids.